ACCUCCUACACCAUCUCCUACUCCAACACCAGCACUGACUGUUUCACUGACUCCAGAAGUGAUAUCUCUGCUAGUGGGACAUCAUACACUCUGACUGGUCUAGAGGAGGGAACUGAAUAUUCUAUCACUGUCACUGCCACUCUGACUGGGAAUGGAGGGACUCAAGAAGGCAGCACCACAGCCACCACACUGACUGCUGCUCCAUCUGCUUCUCCUCCUGAUGUGAUUGUUACUGAUGUGAAUUCCUCUGCCAUCACUGUCCAGUGGGGGAGUGUACCAUGUAUCCAUCAGAAUGGAGCCAUCACAGGCUACUCAGUCCAGUAUGGAGUGAUGGGGAGUGGGAACACAGAGAUUGUUGCUGUAAAUGGAGCUAUUGCCACUCAGACCACCAUCUCUGGUCUGAUGUCAUCCACUACCUACUUCAUUAGAGUCGCAGCAGUCAAAAAUGCUGGUCCUGGAGUCUACAGUGACCUAGAAAUG
Geodia barretti is the source of this 480-nucleotide messenger RNA. The record is from the annotation of a GenBank genome assembly. NCBI's taxonomy places the organism in Eukaryota, Metazoa, Porifera, Demospongiae, Tetractinellida, Geodiidae.